AUGAGCUCUCUCCGGGCUCUUUUGCCGGUGAUCGGCUCCUUUACCGCGUUUCUACUGGGUAUUCUGUGUCUGUUCGCGGGUAGUCAACGCCAGUUCCUACCGCAGGGCAACCUUCUCACACUCUACACCAACGGUACCGGCGGCGCUGGAGCUCCCGACUUCUUCGCCAUCUACCCGAUGUCCUACUGCGUCGGGUACCAGGAAACCUGCGUCAUCGACGAGAAGACCAACAGCACCACCAUCCAGGACCGCAUCACCGAGUGCUCGGACCGCAGCGUCCUGUUCGAGUUCAACCCCGGCGACGCGAUCCAGAAAGCGCUGGACAACCCGGCCAGCGGGCUCGAGCCCGGCAGUUGGCCCUCGUGCAUCACCAACGACUUCCACGCCCUGCAGCCCACCAACACCAGCAUGGUGCUGUUCCUGAUUUUCGGGACGGUGGCCGCGAUGAUCGCCAUCGCCCUUCGCAUCUGGACGAUCGCGUCCGCCCGCGCGACCCGGUCGAAUUGCUCCUCGUCGCCGCCGCCGCCGCGGUAUCCCGGCACGGGCACGGAGUUGGAUACCCCGCCGGGUCCGGUGGAGUUUUAUGCUUUCUUGAUCAGUGUCUUCAGCUUCGGCAUCGCGGCGACGAUCGCCAGCGUCGUCGCCAAGGAGUUUGUCGAUCUGAUCCGUGCCUCGGGCGAAGAGAAGGGGAUUUCCGCCACCGGCGGGAAUACCUUCCAGGGGAUGAUCUGGUCGGCGGUGGUGUUGCAGUUCCUGGGCACGUUGCAUGAUUACAUUGCGAUCGUGACGUAUCGGCGGGCGCAGCAGGAGGACUAUGCGACGCCGGCCUCGCCGCAGGAGUGCUCGGAGCAGAAACGGUUGGUGGACGAGGAGGAUGAUUGUUAA
Molecule: messenger RNA, 885 nt
Organism: Aspergillus saccharolyticus JOP 1030-1
Lineage: Eukaryota; Fungi; Ascomycota; Eurotiomycetes; Eurotiales; Aspergillaceae
Exons: 3
Coding region: 1-885 (294 amino acids)
Biological process (GO): fungal-type cell wall organization
Cellular component (GO): plasma membrane; cell cortex of cell tip
Source: RefSeq, a predicted model, not a curated record